Molecule: messenger RNA, 1266 nt
Organism: Amphimedon queenslandica
Lineage: Eukaryota; Metazoa; Porifera; Demospongiae; Haplosclerida; Niphatidae
Product: mRNA cap guanine-N7 methyltransferase-like
Exons: 3
Coding region: 19-1194 (391 amino acids)
Biological process (GO): peptidyl-glutamate ADP-deribosylation
Source: RefSeq, a predicted model, not a curated record
UAUAGCCACACCUUUGUAAUGGCUGAGUCUAUGGGUGAUCCAGUUAAAGAAAGUGAUGGCGGAGGAGGAGAAGCAACUAAUGAAGGAGAAGGCGAAUGUAAAGAGAAAGGAGAGCAAGCAACUUGUAAAUUGAAGUUGGAUAGAAGAAGCCAAGAGGAAAGAAAAAAAGAGGGUAACAGUAAGAGUAGAAGGCGGGAGAAAAGACUAAGGGAAAGAAUGAAUGCUGAACGUCCUAAGGAUGUGGUAAAUGAAGAAAGAGAGGCUAAACCAGGUGGAGCAGAAGGGCCUCAAGGCUUUAUACCAUCAAAGGAAGAAGACCUACAGGAACCAAAAUAUCCAGAGAAGAAAGAAUGGCCGAGGGGAAGAGACAAACACUUAGACAGAAGAUAUGAUGACCAUGGAGGGUAUUAUGAUGGAGAUCAUAGUAGACACAGAAAAGAUGAAGAUGAAAGAGAUCACUAUGGAAGACACGGGGAUCAUCAUGAAGGAUAUAGACAUGAUGAAAGAUUAAGGUACGAUGAAAGACCAAGAUACGAUGGAAGACAAAGAUAUGAUGGAAGACAAAGAUACGAUGGAAGGCAAAGAUAUGAUGAAAGAUCAAGAUAUGAUGGAGGUGAUAGACAUAGGGAAUAUGGACAAUAUGAAAGACACAGACAAGGUAAAUAUGGUGAAGGUCACAGAAGAGGAGGAGGAGGGAAAGGUCCUCGUAGACAUGAGCCAAAACUGAGGCCAAAACCUACACUACCACCUGGAGUGACAUCAUUUAGACUAGAAGAGCUUGACCUGUUUGAUUCUCCUGCCAGUUCAAGUUUAGCUCACUGUGUCAGUGAAGACAUGCACAUGGGAAAAGGAAUCGCUGUAGCUUUUAAAAAAAAGUUUAAAAGAGUGGAUCAACUUUUGGAACAAGGUGUUAAAACUGGAGGUGUGGCUGUGUUAGAAGAUAACAAACGCUACAUAUAUUACCUGGUAACAAAAAAGAAGUAUUUCCACAGACCGACUAACGAUACAUUAAAAAGUUCUUUAUCAGUGAUGAGGGAACACAUAGUAGCUAAUGGUGUGAAGGAACUGCAUAUGCCGCUAAUUGGGUGUGGCUUAGACGAACUAGACUGGUAUACAGAUGUUGCAUAUAUGAUUGAUGAAAUAUUCAAAGAUAUUAAAGACUUAAAAAUUACUGUUUGCUACUUAGGAGAAUAAGCCAUUUUUAUUAAUUUUUGUACAAUUUUUAGAAAUUUUGUUAGCAUCGUAUGUUCCUGGUUUUUACCUUAA